GCAAAGACCUUAAUCAGGAUCACACAACAAUAAUGAAUGGAAACACGUCGUAGCCAAGAAAGUUGAGCAGCAACUAAAAGUAACUGUUUGUUGGCAUUUGAAAUUUACCUAUCGCAGGGGGGAAAUCACCUGUAAGUAAUGGAUUGGCCGGGGAAAUUAGAAAGUACUUUCUGGAGAAGAAAGCUGCUGUACUUUUAUUGUUACUUUUGAAAGUAAGUUUUGAAGGGAAACUACAGUGGAGCACACUGUAAACCUAAAACGCGUGAGUAAGUGAGUGUAAAUGGCAUUUUGGGACAUUGAUACGAGACUACUGCGCUGUCAGCUGUUCAUCUGGAAAAGUGGAUUCUUUGGAUCAAUCCGUUAAUGAUAUUGUUGGAAUAUUUGGAAGGUUCUUUUUAAUUUUUUUUUACUUGGGAUUUAUCAUCACUGAAAGAAGCUGGGGGGAAAAUGGGUAAUAUAGAGAGUGUGGACGGCCAGUCGGAGAUGAAGCAUCACAUCAUGCCUCUGAAGGUGCCCAUGCCUGACCCCACGGAGCUGGAGGAGAAAUUUGCCAUUGUUUUGAAUUCUAUGAACCUUCCUCCAGACAAAGCCCGGCUCCUCAGACAGUACGACAAUGAGAAGAAGUGGGACCUUAUCUGCGACCAGGAGAGGUUUCAGGUGAAGAAUCCCCCUCACACCUACAUCCAGAAGCUACGAGGAUACUUAGACCCUGGAGUCACGCGAAAGAAGUUUCGCAGGCGGGUGCAGGAAUCUACAAAAGUCUUGAGGGAGCUGGAGAUCUCACUGAGGACAAACCACAUUGGGUGGGUUAGGGAGUUCCUCAAUGAUGAGAACAGAGGUCUUGACGUCCUGGUGGAGUACCUCUCCUUUGCCCAGUGUGCUGUUAUGUUGGAUUUUGAGGGGCUGGAGAAUGGGGAGGAUGGCUUUUUGGACAAGGCAAAAUCUUGGAGCAGGUCUAUAGAGGAUCUGCAUCAUACGAGCACCCAACCCUUCUGCAACACACUGGUGCGCUCUGCCCGCCAGUCUGUCCUCCGCUAUGGCACGGUUUCGAACAGCAAAACCAUCAAGAACUCCCGCCUUGUGAGCCAAAAAGAUGAUGUGCAUGUGUGCAUCAUGUGCUUGAGAGCAAUCAUGAACUACCAGUAUGGCUUCAAUAUGGUCAUGUCUCACGCACACGCAGUCAAUGAAAUUGCUCUCAGCUUGAACAAUAAGAACUCACGGACAAAAGCCUUGGUCCUUGAGCUGCUGGCUGCCGUCUGUCUAGUCCGAGGCGGUCACGAGAUCAUCCUCUCAGCAUUUGACAACUUCAAAGAGGUGUGUAAGGAGAAGCAUCGCUUUGAGAGACUGAUGGAUUACUUCCGCUGUGAGGAGGGAAACAUUGACUACAUGGUUGCUUGCAUGCAGUUCAUCAACAUUGUGGUCCAUUCAGUCGAGGACAUGAACUUCAGAGUCCAUUUGCAGUAUGAAUUCACCAAGCUGGGACUAGAUGAUUAUCUGGAGAAAUGCAAACACACGGAGAGUGACAAGCUGUCGGUGCAGAUCCAGGCCUACCUGGAUAACGUGUUUGACGUGGGUGGUCUGUUGGAAGAUGCGGAGACGAAGAAUGCAGCUCUGGAGAAGGUGGAGGAACUGGAGGAGCACCUGUCCCAUGUGACGGAGAAGCUGCUGGAGGUUGAGAAUGAAACAAUGAUGAAAGUAGCUGAUCUGGAGAAGGUGCUCAUUCAGAAAGAUAAGGACCUGCAAGUUAUACGGGAGACCUUUGAGUCAACCAACACCCAGGUCAACACCCUGAGGAGGGUGAUCAAGGAGAAGGAUGCCGCCUUCCAGAGGCACUUCAACAUCGAGAGGCGGCUGCUGGAGCUGGAACAGCAAGGCACCAUCCGUUUGCACAAGAAGCCUGAUGGAGACAUUGCCAUUGAGCCGCUGGGAGUCGGGGGUGUGGGCGGUGUUGGGAGUAGCAGGCUUGGGAUCCCACUGAGUGACUUUGGGCAGCUGCCUUUGGGUUCAACAGCUGGGUUAACAGAACCAGGAGGACCAGACACCAGUUUGCCACCAGCCAGUGAAGCUCCUCCACCUCCUCCCCCACCUCCACCGCCUCCUCCUCCUCUUCCCUCUGCCUUAGGCCCGAAUGCACCAGUCCCACCACCGCCACCUCCUCUCGCGCCACCUCUGCCAGACGCGUCUCCCUCUGUUAUCCUGAGUCUGGGUCUUUCAGCUAUCAGAAUCAAGAAGCCCAUCAAGACCAAGUUCCGCCUGCCUGUGUUUAACUGGACGGCCUUGAAGCCCAAUCAGAUCAAUGGCACAGUCUUCAAUGAGAUUGAUGAUGAACGUGUGUUAGAGGAGCUGGAUCUGGAGAAGUUUGAGGAGCUGUUUAAGACCAGAGCACAGGGUCCCAUUGUGGAUAUUACCUGCACAAAGAGCAAAGUAGCCCAGAAGGCAGUAAACAAAGUCACCCUUCUGGAUGCCAAUCGCUCCAAGAACUUAGCCAUCACCCUGCGAAAGGCUAAUAAGACCACUGAGGAGAUCUGCAAAGCAAUAGAGAAGUUUGACCUCAAGGCCUUACCUGUCGACUUUGUGGAGUGCCUGAUGCGUUUUCUGCCCACGGAGUCAGAGGUGAAGGUGAUGCGUCAGUACGAGCGUGAGCGGCGUCCACUGGACCAGCUAGCGGAGGAGGAUCGUUUCAUGUUAUUUUUCAGCAAGAUUGAGAGGCUCACGCAGAGAAUGAACAUCAUCACUUUCGUUGGGAACUUUACUGACAACGUUGGCAUGCUCACACCACAGCUCAAUGCAAUCAUUGCUGCUUCUGGCUCAGUGAAAUCCUCGCCAAAAUUGAAAAAAAUGCUCGAGAUCAUCUUAGCCCUGGGAAACUACAUGAACAGCAGCAAGCGAGGCUGCGUUUAUGGCUUCAAAUUACAAAGUCUUGAUCUGCUGCUGGACACUAAGUCUACAGACAGGAAGAUGACAUUGCUCCACUACAUAGCUCUCAUUGUAAAAGAGAAGUACCCUGAACUGGCCAACUUCCACAAUGAACUGCACUUUGUGGAUAAAGCUGCAGCAGUAUCUCUGGAAAAUGUGCUGCUGGACGUUCGGGAGCUGGGAAAAGGCAUGGACCUGAUUCGGAGGGAGUGCAGUCUCCAUGACCAUUCAGUCCUGAAAGGCUUCAUCCAGGGAAGUGACUCACAACUGGACAAGCUGCAGAAGGACGCCAAGACAGCAGAGGAAGCCUUCAACAAUGUGGUGAACUACUUCGGAGAGAGUGCCAAGACGACUCCACCCUCAGUGUUCUUCCCCGUGUUUGUGCGCUUCAUCAAGGCCUACAAGGAUGCAGUGGAACAAAAUGAACAGAGGAAAAAGCAGGAGCAAGCAAUGAGAGAGAAGUUACUGGCUCAGGAGGCUAAACAGCAUGACCCCAAGGUCCAGGCCCAAAAGAAGAGGCAUCAGCAGCAGGAGCUGAUCGCAGAGCUGCGCAAGCGGCAAGCCAAAGACCACCGACCAGUGUACGAGGGAAAGGAUGGCACUAUUGAGGACAUCAUCACAGUACUGAAGAGCGUGCCCUUCACAGCCCGCACUGCUAAACGCGGCUCACGGUUCUUCUGUGAAGCCAACCUCUGUGACGACGCCAACUGCUAGCCCUUGCCCCUAAUGCCAAGGUUGUCCAGAUCUCCGAAACCAGCCUUUCCUGCGAGCUGACGCGUUGAUCCGGAGCGGUUGGAAGAGACCCUAAACCACUUAUUCGUCACUCAUACUCCCCUCCCCGUUAUAACCUUCCUCUCUUUGUCCUGAUGGUCUGUCUCAACCCUGAGGCUGCAGAUCACAAAAGACUGAAAAAGAGGGACAGGACAGAGCCCUUGUUUUAGCUGGGUAAUUUAUUUAUUUAUGGAGGCCCUUUAAAGCCACUUUAAGUGAGCAGGCAUCAUUACAGAAGCACAAUGGGUCCCUCCUGUCUCACUGCAAAACCCAAGACUGUCCCUGCUCUGUGCCACUGAGAAGCAGACCCGUCAGAGGACGAUUACAAGACAGGUGAGGUGAGUCAAGGACUGGCGGACCACAAAGCAGGAAGAACAGUGCUUUCACUAGCAAGUGCCUGCCAACAUGUGGAUCUUAUUCCCAAGACCGUUAAUUUCCUCAGAUUAUGCAGUCGUAGCAGGACUUAGACUGGGAGGCAGCCAAGGGAAGAUGCCAACUCUGCUGCUGGGAUGUUUGCCUUGAAGACACUUGCAAAACCUUCCUCCAAAUCACAGAGAAGCUUCGAUAUUAUGAGACAUCCGGGGGACCUUUUUCCUAACAUUAAGCCAAGUUGACACAUUCAAUCAAGACUUAAUAUUGACAGUUGUUUUAGAUUCCAGUCGCAUGUAUCUGGGAGGAAAGACCAUUCAUUCCACUGGUUGUUUUGGACAAGCUAGCCAAACCAAAAUUUCUUGAAUGUCUCAUGUGCUUGAGAAGUGCCUUUUUUGUGUAAACAGUGUUAUUUCUCACAAGUCAGCCAUAAUUUGUUUAUUUUACAUCUUUCAUUUGUUAAAGAUUGUAUGUUUUAUUGCCUUGUACUAUAACAUUAGCCUUAUAAUACUGACAAUAAUAUGCAACAGUUGAAAUUUCCAGCUUUAAGGGCAUACAACUAAAAGGUAAGGGGAAUAAUAAUUUUAAAGAUUACUCUCUUAUUUACGUCUCUAAAGCUCAUAACUCGUCCAAGUAGUUCUUAAAAAAACUAAAUGUUAUAUGCCUUGACAACACUUUCUGUCACACUUUAAAAAGUGACAUUUGGGAAGUGACAAAUGUAUGAAGAAGACUCCACAUGGACUGCUGUUUAAGGGCCCAGAUGACAUUAACCUGCUAUAGAUGUGGUGAUGGAUGAAGGACGUUUCCAUUCCUAUGAGGUCUUAUGUAUGAAGCUUUUUUAAAUCUCAUUGUUUUAAUAGAGAUGAUGCAUUUCCUCCUGUUGAAACUUACAUUGGCACAAAGGGAGCGAUACAUCUUUACACUACUUAAUUUGGCUCAACAUUGUAUGAGACACUAUUCUUUAAGUGGACAUUUCUAUUAAUGUACAUUCAAAUCAAGAAAUGUACUUUUAGAAGAAAUGUUUCAUGCUAUUGUCUGUUGACUGAAAGAUGACACUUCCUGUUUAAUAAAUAAGAUGAAUUAUGUAA
Molecule: messenger RNA, 5144 nt
Organism: Dicentrarchus labrax (European seabass)
Lineage: Eukaryota; Metazoa; Chordata; Actinopteri; Moronidae
Gene: fmnl3
Product: formin-like 3
Exons: 26
Coding region: 448-3630 (1060 amino acids)
Biological process (GO): cell migration; regulation of cell shape; cortical actin cytoskeleton organization
Cellular component (GO): cytosol
Molecular function (GO): small GTPase binding; actin filament binding
Source: RefSeq, a predicted model, not a curated record